Sus scrofa (pig) is the source of this 3084-nucleotide messenger RNA. The record is from RefSeq and is a predicted model, not a curated record. NCBI's taxonomy places the organism in Eukaryota, Metazoa, Chordata, Mammalia, Artiodactyla, Suidae.
UUGAUCCUUGCAACUCAGGGAGGCCGGGGGUGCUGCUCAGGUCCUGCUCAGGGAAGAAUCACCCAGCCCUAGUAUCCAUGCCUCUGGUUGAAACCGGUUCCAAGGGGCUGUUAAGACCUUGGGUCACCUUCUUCUCUCUCCUCCCUUCCCCUCCUUCCCUCCUCCUUCUCCCUCUUCUCCCUUCCUUUCCAGGAAAACUCAAUUUUUACAUCCAGGACUUUAGGAAAACGUAAGCAGUGAAAAGACAUGAGAGAACGUCAGUGAUGUGUGUUUUACUGGCUUGUGUGGAGUGAGGGAAUCCAACGCUAUCCAGCUGACUCUGAUGUAAACCCUGUUGCGACAAAGUUAUCUUGAGGGAGCAGAUCCUGGUCUAUGAAGCGUCUCAGGAAGACAGGAUUUCUUGCUCGGCACCUGCACAGGGAGCCUUUGUGGGAUAAAGUGUGUGAAGCUGGAAUUGUGAUGUUUUGGCAACUCAGUGACUUCCAGGUGGAUCCUGACGCGCUGUUUAUGAAAGAUGACCAUUCAGAGUCACUUCCUAUGUUCCUUUCAUACAUGUGGUUUCCUGGAUCCUGAUUAUCAGCUGAGAUUUGAGUUGGAGGGCAGAAUUUGGAGAAUUCCUGCAACUUUGUGACUCGAGGGGGGCAGUCAGCUGAAGAAAAUUCACCUUUUGAGGAGUUCUGCAUCUCACCAUCAUCUGCCAUCCCUGAGUGCCAAAGAAGGACUCCAUGAAAGAUGACAGAAGAAGUCAUCGUGAUAGCCAAGUGGGACUACACGGCCCAGCAGGACCAGGAGCUGGACAUCAAGAAGAACGAGCGCCUGUGGCUGCUGGACGACUCCAAGACAUGGUGGCGGGUGCGGAACGCGGCCAACAGGACGGGCUAUGUGCCUUCCAACUACGUGGAGCGGAAGAACAGCCUCAAGAAGGGCUCCCUCGUGAGGAACCUCAAGGACACACUGGGCCUCGGCAGGACCCGCAGGAAGACGAGUGCGCGCGAUGCCUCGCCCACGCCCAGCACGGACGCAGAGUUCCCCGCCAACGGGGGUGGCGCCGACCGCAUCUAUGACCUCAGCAUCCCAGCCAUAGUCAAGUUCGCAUACGCGGCUGAGCGCGAGGAUGAGCUGUCGCUCGUGAAGGGCUCUCGCGUCACCGUCAUGGAGAAGUGCAGCGACGGCUGGUGGCGGGGCAGCUACAACGGGCAGGUGGGCUGGUUCCCGUCCAACUACGUGCUGGAGGAGCUGGACGAAGCGGCCGCUGACACGCACGGAGGCCCAAGCCUGCGGCCCGGAGCCGCACUCAGCAAUGGCCAGAGCUUGCGGGUCCUGCACGUGGUGCAGACACUGUACCCCUUCAGCUCGGUCACCGAGGAGGAGCUUAACUUCGACAAGGGCGAGACGAUGGAGGUGAUCGAGAAGCCUGAGAACGAUCCUGAAUGGUGGCGUUGCCGCAAUGCGCGUGGCCAGGUCGGCCUAGUGCCCAAGAACUACGUGGUGGUGCUGAGCGAGGGCCCAGCCCUGCACGCAGGCUCUGGCCCCACAGGGCCCGCUCGUGCGGGCCGGUUUGCAGGCCGGGAGUGGUACUACGGGAACGUGACUCGCCACCAGGCCGAGUGCGCGCUCAACGCGAGAGGUGUGCAGGGCGACUUCCUCGUCCGCGAUAGCGAGUCCUCGCCCAGUGACUUCUCCGUGUCUCUCAAAGCAUCAGGGAAGAACAAGCAUUUCAAGGUGCAGCUCGUGGACAAUGUCUACUGCAUCGGGCAGCGGCGCUUCCACACCAUGGACGAGCUGGUGGAGCACUACAAGAAGGCGCCCAUCUUCACCAGUGAGCACGGGGAGAAGCUCUACCUCGUCCGAGCGCUGCAGUGACACCACCGGGUGCUCCGCGCUCCCUGAGCCCGGCCAUGCACCCCAGAAGAAGCCCACAUCCUGGGCCCUCCUACCAGCCGGCCCCCGGGGUUCGUCCUGCACCACUCUCUCCGCCUGGUUUCCCUUCUGUCCGGGUCGGUUUGUUUUCCAUCUGCCCCCUUCGGCAUCCCAGGCCCCCCCAGCCGGCUCUGGAGGCGGGGAGGGGGCCAUGGGCCCAGGGCUCACCUGUUCCUUCUCCAUGGAAACAGCCUUAGUCUGUGGACAUCGCUCACGCCAUGUGGCCCCCCUUCAGGACCCGGGCGCGGUUUGAAUGCACCGAAGCUGCCCUUACUCCUGAGCUACAGCACCCUCAACGGCGGGCCUGGCUCUGGGCGGCACCUGCCGGGGCCCUGGAUCCGGGUGCUGGGUGCUCACACAGCCCCAGACUCCGGGGGGCGACCCCACGCGCUCCUAGCAAUACUGGGCCCCCCGGUGAGACAGGAGGGAAGAAGCUGUCCAGUGCCUUUGGGGCUGCGCUUGCAAUAAAGAAAAGAGGUCCUGGGAAGUCGGCCCACAAAGGCGGGGCCAGAGACGUGGAAAGAUGGAGGUUUUGGAAAUUUCCCCCAGACGUGCCAUCUGCAUAGUGCUUUUUCCUCUUGCCCUUCAGCUUGCUUCAAUUUCACAGUUAUGUAUUUAAUUCUCAAAGUUAUAUGUAUCUGUAGCCAUUUGUUGACACUAAUCCAGAUGAUUAAGGAGAACAGCUGAUCUUUGGGGGAGGGGCGUGACAGACACUUGACACACACACACACACAAAUAUAUAUAUAUUAUUUGCUUUAUGGGGAAAUUUUUCAGGGUUUACAAAAGAAUAUGUGAUCGGUAGUGAGAGACACAGAAUGUUUAUGAAGAAAUUGCGUUUUCUUUUUUUCUUUACAUUUGAACUUCUUUAUAGGUGAAAUAUAUACAGUCUUGAGGUGGCACAUUCCUACAGUUGAGGAAGGGGUCUUGGGACCUCCUAAACUUGUAUACUCAGUUUUUUGGAUAUUGUAAUAAAAAAGUAUUAUGACAAGACCCCGUGUGUGCUGAUCCUUGGCGAAGCUCUGACUCAGCAGCCUUGACUGAAGACCCGGUGCCUGGAAGGGAGCGUUUGUAGAGAGGAAUUUGAACAACUUUAUCACUCGUAUGUUUUCUUUUUUUACCAUUUUUGUAUCUUGAAAUAAUAAAUUUUAAUGCCUGCAACUCCAA